UCCGCCAGUCGGCCGGCUCCCGGCGCCGCGUCUGGUCGUCGGCCUCGGCGGAGCGCAUGGCUCCUCUCUGCUUCAAUUGCUCCAUCCUCCCCGGAGACACGUCCCCACGGGACGCGGGGAGCCUGGUGCCCUGCAAUGGCAGUCGGGCGUUGGGGCUUUCUGACCCCGAGGACUUAAACCUCACCGACGAGGAACUGAGAAUCAAGUACCUGGGGCCCCAGCAGACUGAGCUGUUCGUGCCCAUCUGCAUCACGUACCUGCUGAUCUUCGUGGUGGGCGCCGUGGGCAAUGGGCUGACCUGCGCGGUCAUCCUGCGCCACAAGGCCAUGCGCACCCCCACCAACUACUACCUCUUCAGCCUGGCGGUGUCGGACCUGCUGGUGCUGCUCGUGGGCCUGCCCCUGGAGCUCUAUGAGAUGUGGCGCAACUACCCCUUCCUGCUGGGCGCCGGGGGCUGCUACUUCCGCACGCUGCUCUUCGAGACCGUGUGCCUGGCCUCGGUGCUCAACGUCACGGCCCUGAGCGUGGAGCGCUAUGUGGCUGUGGUGCACCCGCUGCAGGCCAGGUCCAUGAUGACUCGGGUGCACGUGCGCCGUGUCCUCGGAGCCAUCUGGGGCCUCGCUGUGCUUUGUUCUCUGCCUAACACCAGCCUGCACGGCCUCCAGCAGCUGGAAGUGCCCUGCCGGGGCCCGGUGCCCCACUCGGCUGUGUGCACCCUGGUCCACCCCCGGGCCCUCUACAACCUGGUCGUGCAGAUCACCACCCUGUUCUUCUUCUGCCUGCCCAUGGCCACCAUCAGCGUGCUCUACCUGCUCAUCGGGCUGCGGCUGCGGCGGGAGCGAUUACUGGUGCUCAGGCAGGAGGCCAGGGGCAGGGCCGGGUCGCGCGACAGCUGCAGAUUUCCGGGCUCGCAGGAUCGGGGGCGGACACAGGUGACCAAGAUGCUGUUUGUGCUGGUCGUGGUGUUUGGAAUCUGCUGGGCCCCCUUCCACAUUGACCGCCUCAUGUGGAGCUUUGUGUCCCACUGGACCGAAGGCCUGCACCUGGCCUUCCAGUACGUGCACGUUAUCUCCGGCGUCUUCUUCUACCUCAGCUCGGCCAUUAACCCCGUGCUCUACAACGUCAUGUCAAGCCGCUUCAGGGAGACUUUCCAGGAAACCCUGUGCUUGGGGACUCAGUGCCGCUACCACAGGCCCCGCCACAGCUCGAGCCUCAGCAGGGUGACGAUGGGCAGCACCCUGUGUGACCUGGGCUCCCCGGGCACCAGGGCCCAGCCUCUGUUGGAGAAUGGUGGCCGAGAGGGGCUGCAGGAGACUGACCCCUUCUGAGUGGAGCCUGGAAGCAGCUUCAGCAAGAGAGGCCAGAGUGCCACAUGCGGUUCUGGAAGGGGUACUCACCCUCCUCCGCUGGGAUGUCUUCUCAAACUGUCCCCCUUUGUGUCCCAUCCCCACUUCGGCCUAUAAACUCUGACCAGCACCUCAGUGACUCCUGCCCCCAUCCAAGUUUUUGGAAGGGAUACAAGCCUGCUCUCUGCCCCCCAGAGCCCUGGGCCUGCAGGUAAAGUCCUUCUUCUCCAGAACCAAGGCAGCUAGUUAAGUGGCAGAGCAAGCCUCCAUCUGGGGUCUCCCCCACCCCACCCCUAGUUUCUGAAAUGUUUUUGUGGGGCCCCACCCUUCCUUCCCAUUUCUCGUUGAGAUCCUGCAGGUUCUGGCCCAUUCUGGCCCUCUCCAGCCCUUGGCCUGUACUUGGGACCCCUGUCAACCCCCUCCGUGGCCCUCACGCAGUCAGUACAUUCUGCUCUGGAUCUCCACCUGGUGGAGUGGCUGGGCCACAGGGGUGCCAGGGAUCCGGGGGACCUAGUUCCAGUCUCAGCCCUGCUGCUACCACCUUGCAGCGUGGCAUCACCUUUGCAAGCCUUGGUCCCUGGUCUGAAAAAUAAAAGAGGCCCUGACAUUCUACGGUGUCACACUUUGGCACUUUACCUGCGGUCUUCUGAGCAUAUGCAUCAGUCAGUGCUUGUAGCAAAACUGUCAGAAAACCUUAGAUCAACAAAGGCAGAAAUUACCCUCUACUUCUCACCACCCCACGACUCCUGCUCUGUCCCUGACCUCUGCGUCUCCUCCAGCCCCUGCACUGAAAGCCACUCCGGGCAUGUUCUUUGCUUGACACCGACUGAGGUCUGGCAAGUGAGCGGAGACCCCUGCCCGGCUCUGUCCUUGCCUCCCUGUGAGCUGGUUUGGGGCCCUGAGGUGAGCAGAACCCAGGGCCUGGCUGACCAGAGGGUUCCAGAGACAAGAGACACGAGCCAACCAAAGGCAAGGAGUGACCCUGUGAGGACAGUUUUGUUUGGGGCUCAGUGAGGUGAGAAGAGAGACAGCGACCAGUCCCUUGUGUCCUGAAAACAGAGCCCUAUCCCAAAUGCGGGGGUGGGGGGCAGUGCUCAGGACCCACUCAGUGGCAGGAACUUAACCUGCUGCAAGUCCGUGAACCCUGUCCCCCUCCCGAGAGGAGACUCCUGUGAAAGGACCGCUGGUCCCCCUGGUGGGGUGCUGCGGGUGCCCCGGGUGGAGGAGGCAGCGGGUCUGUCGUCUGGGUCCCCCUUGCCUGCAGACCCUUCCUAGCUCAGGACCCGGGUCCCCUGCCCGUGAAGUGCAGAGAUUGUACAGGGUUGCACAUAAUGUUCUGGAGUGUUCAAAUUCAAUUGUAAAAAUAGCAAAUGCUCUUUGAAGAAAACUUGGAAAAUGCAAAUAAGCAAAAAUGAAAACAAUUUAAAAUAGUUAAAAUCCACCCUUGCUGGGGCUGGUGGGAGAGAGACAUGGGGAGUUGUUCAAUGGGUAUAGAGUUUGUUUUGCCAGAUGAAAAAAUUCUGGA
Nyctereutes procyonoides (raccoon dog) is the source of this 2871-nucleotide messenger RNA. It is a transcript of the gene NMUR1, whose product is annotated as neuromedin U receptor 1. The transcript has 3 exons. Gene Ontology annotation, cellular component: plasma membrane. NCBI's taxonomy places the organism in Eukaryota, Metazoa, Chordata, Mammalia, Carnivora, Canidae. Gene Ontology annotation, biological process: G protein-coupled receptor signaling pathway. Gene Ontology annotation, molecular function: neuromedin U receptor activity. Bases 57 to 1328 code for a protein of 423 amino acids. The record is from RefSeq and is a predicted model, not a curated record.